This is a messenger RNA of Paramecium pentaurelia, 1443 nucleotides long. NCBI's taxonomy places the organism in Eukaryota, Ciliophora, Oligohymenophorea, Peniculida, Parameciidae. The record is from the annotation of a GenBank genome assembly.
AUGGAAUAAAUGAGCAAGUACACACUUAAAUUUAAAAUAAAAGAAAUUGAAGAAAAAUACUAGGCAUAGUCAUAUUAAAAGCAUCUAAAGCCAUUGUUUUAUGGUUUGUUGAUUAUGGCAUUGUCAUUGAACAUUCUUCAACUAGUCAUUAUUUUAGUGAAGGGUAAAAUAACAAUCUCGUAUAUUAAUAUGGGUUUUAUUGCAAUUUGUGUAGUUGGUUUAUAUAUAAUGUACAAAAAAGAAGGUUUGACAGCAAAGAUUGCGACUAUUACAAAUGCAUAUUCUUUGUCUUUAUAAUUCAAUUUUAAUCCUGAUAAUACAGAGGAUUAGGAAUACUUUUUAUAUGGUUGUAAUUUCUCAUUGAUUUAAGCAGUAAUAUACUUUGCUACUGACUUUAAUUUAAGUUGUCCCUCUCUCUUAAUGCAUAUUAUUUUUAGAUAGACAUCAACUAUUUUAUUAUCUAAUAAAGUAGAUAUUUAGUGUUUAGCACUUUCUGUUGCUACUGCAAUAUUAACUACAUUUGUUUUAUACAUAUGUAAUAGAGCAUAAAGAAUAUAAUUUUUAAUGAGUUAUUAAUAAGAUACUAUUAAUAAUCAGUUGCAUAAAUUAAUAAAUAAACCUUUCACAAAGAUAUAAUAUAAUGAAAAAAAAUUGUUUAUGGAUGUUUAGACAACUGCAAUUUAAGAAUAAUUCUAGAAUUAUAGAAAUGAUUUAUGUUCUGGAUGUAAUAUUAGAAGUUUUAUUCGAAAUUGUGUAAUUAACAACAUGUCUUUAGAAUAAGCAGUAAUAAAGGGUCAAGUUAAAUAUGAUGAAGAAUUUGAGGUAAAAUUAUUAAGAAAAAAGAUAAAGUUACGGUUAUGCUAAUAUAACAUUGAUAAUAGUAUAAUUGUAAUUUAAGAAAGUGUUUAAUUAGAUCCAAUUGAAUAUAAUAAGAUUUCACAUAAUUUAUAAAAAUCUCUUUUAAAAUAAUUUAAUACAAUUAGAAAGACACCAUUAAAUUAAUAAUUUUAGUUUGGAACUUUAUCAAUUUUAAUGUUAAGAUAAUUCAAAAUCAAAACAAUAAAUAUGAGGAAAUUGAUUAAAAAUUUAAUGUCCAUUUAUUUAACAUCUAAAAAAGCAAAAUUAAAUUUUUAUGGUAAUCAUACUAAAAAAUUAAGAACUUAUGGAUAUAUAAUUAAAAUAUUCUUAAUAUAAGUUUUUUCUAUUUUACAAGAUUUAGAAUGCUAAUAAAAUUAUUUAGAAGAAAUUAAUAUAAAGAAUUUAGAAACACAUCUCUAAGUUAAAAUAACUUUAAUGGAUUAAUUUUCUUUUUAUCCACUUUACUUGAGAAAUUAUUUUAUUGAAUAAACUGCUCCAUAUUUACUAUUAAAUCCAUUAGGUUACAAUUUGGAGUUUUAAUUUAGUAAGAUAUUGCCUUUUAGCGAUAUUAAUCUAGAAUAUUGA